This is a messenger RNA of Mytilus californianus (California mussel), 1617 nucleotides long. RefSeq lists its product as uncharacterized. The transcript has 3 exons. The record is from RefSeq and is a predicted model, not a curated record. Lineage: Eukaryota; Metazoa; Mollusca; Bivalvia; Mytilida; Mytilidae. Bases 964 to 1617 code for a protein of 217 amino acids.
UGACAACAGAUUCACUAAGUAUUACGCUACAGCACAGUGUAUUGCACAACAGCAAGAAAUCCUUCAUAUAACUAAUUUCAAGUUCUUUGACUACAUUUAUUCAGAAACCUAUAAUAUAUCAAAUAUUUAAUUACAAUCCAAAUUCAGACUUGUAUCAAGCUUGAAUAUUGUGUCCAUUUUUGCCCCAACUGUUCAGGGUUGGACCUCUGUGGGCGUAUCCAGCUGCGCUCAACGAAGCAGCUUAUUACAAUUGCUUGUAAUUCAUAUGACAAAAUUCUUUUUAUGAAAAUAAGAAGAUGUGGUCUGAUUGCCAAUAAGACAACUCUUGAAUACAGAAUAAGUGAUGUUAAAGUUUACAAGCAACUAUAGGACUGGUAUAUUUGUGUAACUGUAUGGCUUUCAACAAUGAAAACAAACCUCUUGUACUGAUAUACAUGUUAUGUGUACAUUUCUAUCAACUGUAACACUAACAAUCAAUAAACAACUCCUCAAGGUGGUUACAUUUUUUUAAAGAUUCACUACACAGUAACCAGUGACAUACUUCCUCUGAUUCAAUAUAUUAUGCACCCAUGUAACUCAUCUACAGCAGGAAUUUUCAAGUUCUUAACCAUGAUACAUUCUUUAUUUUACCAGAACCAUAUCCUCUUUGCUUUGAAAUUAUGAGAAAUUAUUUAUUAUUGCCAAGUUGGUUAGAACCCCUGCAGGGUCAAACCAAACAUUUUAGAAUUGGUAUUUGCUGCUUCUCUGCUAAACAUGUGGCAUUAAGGAGUAAGAACAAAGGCUGGUCAGCUCAUAGUCAGAAUAAUGUGUCUGGGUAAGGUGACAAGGUUUACUGCGGACUGUUACCUUGUGAACUAGCACGUUAAAAAUCCGGCUCCGCAUGUGGGAUACUACAAAGCAGGGUUCUUAUUCUUAAUUCAUUAACAUGAUAAGCAUACAUUUUUUAAUGACUGCUUAAAUAACAUGUUCAAAAUUCUGAAUAAUAAUAUAGAAUUGUUUAUUUCAGGCACAAGUACAAUGUAUAAGAUUCUCAAAGAGUGUGCCGCUUCUGUUAGACAUAGUGUGGAAGGGUUGGACUAUUAUGUGGCUGAAGGUGGAAGAGCUUUUAGAGAUAUGGAAGAAAUUUUGGAAGGAUUUGAUUGUGAAGAUGAGGAUAUCAAAAAGAUGAAGGCUGAUUUUCUUGAAGUUAAAAGAUACUUAAAGUCAGAUUAUAAGGUACAUGUAAGAGACAUGGCUCAAAUUGCAGACCAUUGCAGAUCAUAUGCACUGAGUGAUACAGACAGUAAUUUCAGGAAUGACUGUAAACAUGAACAUACACUUUGUUGUACUCAAUGUAUUUCAUUAGAAUCUCUUAUGGAUGAUGUUCUAGUUAAAGUCAACAACAAAGAAUGGGAUCACACAGAUUCAGUUAUGUUUAAGGUAGAAAAAGCAGUUGAUGAUAUUAAAGAAUGGAAAGGACAUAUAUUACACUCAAGAAAUCAGAAAGAGGCAAGGAGGAAUACUCUUGAAAUCAUCAAAGAAAAAAAAGAUGUUAUGAUAACGACAGACUGGGCCAUGAAGUUCUUGCCCCGCAAAUUCAGAGAAGGCAAACAGAUUGGUUGGCAAAACGAGGCAUAA